Messenger RNA from Helobdella robusta, 777 nucleotides. RefSeq lists its product as hypothetical. The record is from RefSeq and is a predicted model, not a curated record. The transcript has 5 exons. NCBI's taxonomy places the organism in Eukaryota, Metazoa, Annelida, Clitellata, Rhynchobdellida, Glossiphoniidae. The coding region runs from base 1 to 777 and encodes 258 amino acids.
AUGGCUUCAAAAACAAGCAUAUCGGAAAAUAAAAAAACAUGGUAUGUCCUACCUGAAGAGAAGAAAGAUUUAAGUUUGCACGAAGCUCUAUCUACGAAGCGAGCAAUAAUCAAUACAAUUAAUUCUAUCAAACCUAUCAACGAUAAUAUGUUAGAAGAAAAAAUUAUUGAUAAUAAACAUAGAGAUGAAUCAGAUGACAAUUUUUUAGAUGAACGAAUUAAGGAAUUAGAAGCUAAACUAAGACUUAAUGAUAAGUAUAAGUUGCAAGACGUUGAAAAAAAAAUUUUUCUGGAAAAAUUCAACAAAAAGCAAAACCCUACUGAAUGGAUAGAGAAAUUUGAAAAUGAAUGUAGAAGGCAUAAAAUACUAAAUCUUACUAAUGUCAUAAAAACAUUACGCUUCUUUUUAUCUGGGUCACCGGAAGAUUGGUACGAAUCAAAUUUAAAAAAGAUCGGUUUAACUAAUUGGUCAGAAUGGAGAAAGUCCUUUCUGACCAUUUUUGCAGAUAGAGACCACAUUGAAGAUGAAAAUAGAAGAAAAGAUAUUUUAAAUUUAAUAAACAAGUACAAACAUAUGUUUGUAAAAGAUAAAUAUGAUGUAGGAAAAGUGAAGUCUAAAGAAGCAGAAAUAAAAUUAACCAGAGAUGAAUAUGUAACAGCAAGACCAUAUAAAUGUUCCAUAGUUGAUGAGGAGGAAAUCAAGACUCAAGUCAAGAAGUUGUUAGAAGCUGAUUUAAUUGAAGAAUCGCAAACGAGACAAAAACUUCGCAAGCGAUAA